Messenger RNA from Caenorhabditis sp. 36 PRJEB53466, 1191 nucleotides. The record is from the annotation of a GenBank genome assembly. NCBI's taxonomy places the organism in Eukaryota, Metazoa, Nematoda, Chromadorea, Rhabditida, Rhabditidae.
AUGACUACCACCGCCACUCGCCUUCAAGAUGCAAAAACGAACGAGCGUGCAGACAGCAUUCUUGCCGGCUUUAAGCUCAACUGGAUGAACCUGAGGGAUGCCGAGACUGGUAAAGUUCUUUGGCAGAGCACAGAAGACAUGGCCGACCCGAAGAAGGAGCAUAAUGGUGAGUGAAAUUUCAAAAAAGUCUCGGAAAAACCAAUCAUCACAAUCAUUAUGCCUGGGGCGGUAUUAAUUUCGUCACUGACAACGCGUAGUUUUGAACACGAGCGUGUCGGCCGACACCCGCGCUCACUGCCACUGCGCUCCGCUGCUGCAUCAUUCCCUACCCUCUGAGUGAAUAUAAAUACGCGCGCAUUGCCGCUGCCAGCAGUGGGGUAUACGCGUGCUAAGACACUUGUUUUUGGUUUUACAGCCCACGUCCCGAAGAACCUUUUGAAAUGUCGUACGGUUUCCCGUGAGAUCAACUUCACGUCUUCCGUCAAGAUCGAGAAAUUCCGAUUGGAACAGCGCGUUUAUCUGAAGGGAAACAUCAUCGAAGGUACGAGAUCCGCUUUAAUAUUCAUCGUGUUAUCGCACGCGACGGCGAAUAACAAGCUGUCCGAUGACUGCUUUUAAUGCAUUCCGACUUCAGAGUGGUUCUUCGACUUUGGCUUCGUCAUCCCCGACUCGACGAAUACGUGGCAGAACAUGAUCGAGGCGGCGCCAGAGUCUCAAAUGCUCCCGCCGUCCCUCCUCAGGCAAGCCAUUUCGCGGAAAAUAUUAUGCAUUCGCCGGAAUCGACUUCUUUCUCGACUGCGGGUCUCGCACGGAGCGAAAAAUUUAAAGCUAGUUACACGCAUUAGAGUUCUGCGCCUUUAAAGUUGAGAAUAAUACGGUUGUAUCAAUUUUUACCAUUUUCUGGCAAAAAAGUCGGCACAUCGGAUUUUUCGUGAGAAAAAAGAAAAAAAAUAGUAUCCGCAUCAAAUUUAAAUGCGCAGAACUUCAUUGCGUGUUGGAGCUUGGAAAAUUUCGCUCCGUGCGAGACCCGCCGUCGAGAAAGGCGUCAAUUCCGGCAAAUGCAUAAACAUUAAUUUGGAAACCGAUGUUCUUAAUAUUGUCAAUUUCAGUGGAAACGUGGUCGUGGAGACGCUCUUCUACGACGGAGAUCUUCUCGUGAGCACUUCGCGAGUCCGGCUCUUCUACGACUGA